Molecule: messenger RNA, 1122 nt
Organism: Ambispora gerdemannii
Lineage: Eukaryota; Fungi; Glomeromycota; Glomeromycetes; Archaeosporales; Ambisporaceae
Source: the annotation of a GenBank genome assembly
AUGGGCAUUCUGUGGUAUUGUUUAUAUUCUCAGUCUCGGAUUCGGAUUGAUGUGAUAAACGGUCCGGAUUUGGCUUCUCCUUCUCCUUUGCUUGUACUUUGUGUUUUCUCAAGUAACGAAAAACGUAUCGUUUGGGAAGACGAAGCGACUAAAUGCCUCAUUGAGGCGCGAAGACAAACUGAUCAAGAGUUUCGUGCAAAUAAGCGGACAAAACCCAUUUGGGAAAAAGUUGCCGCUUAUUUGAACUUGAAAGGUCACUUGUUCACCUUUCAUCAGUGCCACGUAAAAUGGAAAAAUCUAUUGCGGGAUUAUAGGCUCACGAAGCAACAUAACGCAAACUCUCCAAAUGAGCACAAAGAAAUGCAAGCUGGUAACGGCAUUUUAGCCUUAAUGGACGAAUUUCUAGAAAAAGAUAGCUCAGUAACGCCAUAUUUUGAAAAAGGGCUGCCCUUUCAAGAAUUUAGAGCCGAUUCAAAAUUGGCUUCUUCACCUUUGGCAGCAACUUUAAAGCGACCAGCGAGUCCAGAAAUCAAGAAAGAAAUCACAGAAUCUAAAAUCAAAGCUGAUAAUACGUCACCGAUUGCAAAUCAAGGGCUUUGGCGUCUGGAAGAUGAACCAUCACCAGAACUUGGAGGAAGCAAUCUCAUAAUCCCACCGGAUGGAAUUGCAUCUCGACAGACAAUUGGUUCGGCGUCACCAUCACCUAAUCCACCUUCCACCUCAACAUCAACAAUCAUCCAUACACCGACCAACACCCCGAUUCACCCUAAUCCAUCAAACAGUAAACCACCACGCAAAAGACUUGCCAUUGCUCCAACUCCGUUGAUAUUUUCAUCUCCAGCACCAUCUCAAAUGUGCGUCAGCAUUCACACGAAAAAAAAGUCCCCGUACAAAUCGAACCUUGUAGUCACGAAAGGCAUGACCUUUUCUGACCUUUUAAGACACGUGUUCCCAGAUGGUCCACCAAACGGCAAACGAUUCGUGACCAAAACGGCGAUCGAUGAUAGCGGCAAAGAAUAUUUAUCCGAUCAACCAGUCGAAUCUCUUGUCGGUGCUCAUGGCCACGCUGAUAUAUGGGUCAAUGUUGAAGAUGAUCAUGUGAAUUAUGAUGAGCUAUUUUGA